Branchiostoma belcheri (Belcher's lancelet) is the source of this 2309-nucleotide messenger RNA. RefSeq lists its product as uncharacterized. Bases 487 to 1929 code for a protein of 480 amino acids. Gene Ontology annotation, cellular component: membrane. The transcript is spliced from 4 exons. Gene Ontology annotation, molecular function: phosphotransferase activity, for other substituted phosphate groups. Gene Ontology annotation, biological process: phospholipid biosynthetic process. The record is from RefSeq and is a predicted model, not a curated record. NCBI's taxonomy places the organism in Eukaryota, Metazoa, Chordata, Leptocardii, Amphioxiformes, Branchiostomatidae.
CUCUACAGUCUACAACCCUGGCCACACGGCGACCUACGAUUUAAGAUGCUACACAUGCAGUCUGCCACGUUUGACAGUAGUCUUUGCUAGGUCAUCCUAAACCCUAGGCGAUAACCUGUCAAUUACAUAUUUGGGCCUUCGAAGUAAAUCCGGUCGAACGUCAAGUCACAAGAAAAACAACUGAGCUCAGCCCUUUGCGUUAGCGUGUAUGACUCACCACUGAGGUCACAUGUCCAUUUGACCAAGAGCCAAAAAAUUGACAUUUCCUUCAGGAAGCUUGCGGUGACUACCGAACAUUUGGGUCGCGUGUUCCCGACCUGGACUAGCCGAGCCGUUAGACUUGUGUUUUCCCGCCGUGCUAGAUGCAUUGCUGGGAGUGGGACACCUUCAGUGCCAUCGCCCUAGCUGAGAGCCGUGGAGCGUACCGCGCCCUCAGGUAACACGAGGCCAAACUGCAGCCUGCAGUCUAAAUCUGGUUUCAUCACCAUGCCUUCUACCAUGGGGAGGGUACUAGGUACCCUCGUCUGGCCCUUCGAGGCCAUAUGCUUCAUGCUGAUGCGCUUGUAUGACGUCGGCAUGUACAGGCCUAUCCAGACGAUCACCGCUCCCGUCGUCAGGCUCAUCCCGCGAACCCUCACCAUCGGCGGGAAGAAGCGCGUGGUCUUCUCGGCAAACAUCGUCACCUGGUCACGAACGAUCCUCGUCAUCCCCGUCGCGGUCUGCCUGAAGAUCGGGCAGCCGACGGCGGCGUUCUGGCUGGUCAUCCUGCACGACUACCUGGACCACGUGGACGGGAUCGUGGCGCGGGUGCACCGGGACGUGUACGGUCCCGUCGACGACCCGAUCCUCGGCGGCUUCAUGGACGCCUUCUGCGACAAGAUCGUCAAUUGCCUCGCCCUCUGGAGCAUCCUCCUCGUCACCGACUACGGCGGCAUGACAGCCCUGCAGUCCUCGGUGCUGAUCGCCUCCUGUGCCGCAGUCAUCUUGUACGAGUUUACGAUCGGUGUGGUCAGAGUGCAGGACUACUUUCACGCCUACUACUCCCGGGAGUUCGGGAAAGCCAACCCUCACGGGCAGAAGUCCUCGGCAGACAGUACUAAAGCCGCGAUGGAGGGCAAGACGAAGGAGAAGCUGGAGUCACUUGGGAUCGCCUUCCUGUGUCUCGCCCAAGGCGCGGAGGUGCCUAUGGACCACUGGGGCGGUACUGCCGGGGUGGUGUGCCUGGUCCUCUGUAUCCGCUUGGCUCACGCCAGCCUGGACAGGAAGCUGAAGGCACGCCGGGUCCUGGAGAAGACCGACCGCCACGACGGUCACGGCGGCGGUCUGAAGAGGAUCGAGUCGGCACCUCCCGGGGAAAUGGAGAGGAUAGAGUCCCUCCACAACUACAACCUGCGCGCGAGAGGUUCUCAGGCUACAGCCGAAGAAAAGGGCGGGAAACACGGCGACCACAUCCAGGACACCCUCGGUCUCGCCGAUCCAGUCGACGCGGUGUUCACCGUCGGCUGUUUCGACCUCUUCCACACGGGGCAUAAGGUCUUGCUCCAGCGCAUGCGCAAGAUGGGGCGCAAGGUGGUAGUGGGAGUCCACGACAGCGCCAGCAUCUACAAAAACAAGCGGCGCAUGCCCAUAGAGAGCACGGAGACCCGCAUGCGCAACGUCAAGGUGUACGCUGACGUCGUGUUCUGCAUCGCGUCCGCCGACCCCACCGACUACAUCGAGUGCAUCGUCGACAAGAAGGCGGGAGGAACCGCCAUGUACGUCCGCGGAGACGACUGGCCGUCCUUCCCGGGCAUGAAAGCCGUGGAGAGGUUGAUGCCCAUACGCCUGCUGCCCUACACCCCCGGAGUCAGUUCCACUCAACUCCGCAAGAGGGUGUCCGUGUGCGACGCAGAUGCUGUGGAAGACAACCAUCGCGACAUCUUUUAUUGAUCACCCUGUUCCAUAUCAGACUCUUAAGAUUAUGAAUGCCUUUCAACUUUAACAAGUGAUUGAAAAAGUAAUCAAAGGUCAGCCGAAUCAUUUAUAUAAUCUUUUGAAAAUGUCAAGAUUCCGUUUUGAAAUUUAACCUCAAUCCGGAACUGAAAACGUCAUUAUAACUGUUAUGGCUUAUCUAAAUGAGGACCUCAUUUGCAUUAUGUAUGAGGAAAUGCUAAAAUAGCCUUCUUUGUUAAGACUGGUAUUGGGUGGAGAAUAUGAUAAACUGAUAUAAUUCAUGCAGGUGAGGAUCUCAUUCGCAUAAUCAAUGAGAAACAUUUACAAUUCGUUGGUUGUAAAGGUUAAUUAAAUGAAACAUAACUUGGUGAAGGUAU